AUGGGUAUGGGGGCUGGGGUAGAAAAAAACCAGAGGGAGGGGGCGAUGGGUCUCGAUGGGGAAGGGGGGGAGCAUAGAAGAAAUCGGUUGCAUUGGAGCACCAUGUAUGAGAUAAGGGUAGGAACAAAAUACAAAUUGGAUUGUCUUAGAGUCUCUUCAGUUGCUCGGUUUGACAUCAACAAAGCUACAAAGCUAGACUCCGUUGAGGGUGAGUAG
This is a messenger RNA of Prunus armeniaca (apricot), 216 nucleotides long. The record is from the annotation of a GenBank genome assembly. NCBI's taxonomy places the organism in Eukaryota, Viridiplantae, Streptophyta, Magnoliopsida, Rosales, Rosaceae.